AUGAACUCCAUUCUCGUUUUUUGUCUUCUCGUCAUCGCAAUUGCAGCGCAAGUUGACAGACACGCCAUAUUUGAAAAAGCAGUGGGACCAUGCAUCGCUGAUCGUUGCCAAUCGAAGCAUGUCUGCUAUUAUGGUCAAUGUGUCCCAGAAGGCAUUGCUCCAGAAAUGCCAAGACUCAAAAAAGAAGAUUCCAUUGGACCAUGCUUGAACUACAUGUGCCCCAAGGACAGUUUCUGCCACGAAAAUAAUUGCUAUCCACUCUAA
Molecule: messenger RNA, 264 nt
Organism: Caenorhabditis bovis
Lineage: Eukaryota; Metazoa; Nematoda; Chromadorea; Rhabditida; Rhabditidae
Source: the annotation of a GenBank genome assembly